AAGGAGUUGAGCUUCGGUAGCCGGGGAGCUGGAGGGGGACCUGAUUUGAGAUCAAUUCUUGGAGAACACAAAGAAGUGUGGUGGGUUGAACCAGCUGCCCUUUGACCCUGCCAACAACAACGAGCCCCUGCAGUUUGGCAGUACCAGUGGCCCUCUGGUCACAGAAGGCCUCAUUGAGAAUGGAGGGGAGUCAAGCAAGAAAAGAAAGAGAACAAAUGCUCCUUCAGCUGAUAAUAGUAGAACUCUGAAUGUGGAUUCCACUGCAAUGACACUACCUAUGUCUGAUCCAACUGCAUGGGCCACAGCAAUGAAUAAUCUUGGAAUGGCACCGCUGGGAAUUGCCGGACAACCAAUUUUACCUGACUUUGAUCCUGCUCUUGGAAUGAUGACUGGAAUUCCACCAAUAACUCCAAUGAUGCCUGGCCUGGGAAUAGUACCUCCUCCAAUUCCACCAGAUAUGCCAGUAGUAAAAGAGAUCAUACACUGUAAAAGCUGCACACUCUUCCCUCCAAAUCCAAAUCUUCCACCUCCUGCAACCCGAGAACGACCACCAGGAUGCAAAACAGUAUUUGUGGGCGGCCUGCCUGAAAAUGGUACAGAGCAGAUCAUCGUGGAAGUGUUUGAGCAGUGUGGAGAGAUCAUUGCUAUUCGGAAGAGCAAAAAAAACUUUUGUCACAUUCGCUUUGCUGAGGAGUACAUGGUGGACAAAGCCCUUUAUCUUUCUGGUUACCGCAUUCGCCUGGGCUCUAGCACUGACAAAAAGGACACAGGUAGGCUUCAUGUUGAUUUUGCACAGGCUCGAGAUGACCUGUAUGAGUGGGAAUGCAAACAGCGUAUGCUUGCAAGAGAGGAACGCCACCGUAGAAGGAUGGAAGAAGAAAGGUUGCGCCCACCAUCCCCACCUCCAGUGGUCCACUAUUCAGAUCAUGAAUGCAGCAUUGUUGCUGAAAAACUAAAAGAUGAUUCCAAAUUCUCAGAAGCCGUGCAGACCUUGCUCACCUGGAUUGAGCGAGGAGAGGUGAACCGUCGCAGCGCCAACAACUUCUACUCCAUGAUCCAGUCGGCCAACAGCCACGUGCGCCGCCUGGUGAAUGAGAAAGCUGCCCAUGAGAAAGACAUGGAAGAAGCAAAGGAGAAGUUUAAGCAGGCCCUUUCUGGAAUUCUCAUUCAAUUUGAGCAGAUAGUAGCUGUGUACCAUUCUGCAUCCAAACAAAAGGCUUGGGACCACUUCACAAAAGCCCAGCGUAAAAACAUCAGCGUUUGGUGUAAACAAGCUGAGGAAAUUCGCAACAUACAUAAUGAUGAAUUAAUGGGAAUCAGGCGAGAAGAAGAAAUGGAGAUGUCUGAUGAUGAAAUAGAAGAAACAACAGAAACAAAAGAAACUGAGGAAUCAGCCUUAGUAUCACAGGCAGAAGCUCUGAAAGAAGAAAAUGACAGCCUCCGUUGGCAGCUUGAUGCCUACCGGAAUGAGGUGGAACUGCUAAAGCAAGAACAAGGCAAAGCCCACAGAGAAGAUGACCCGAACAAGGAACAGCAGCUGAAACUCCUGCAGCAAGCCCUGCAAGGAAUGCAACAGCAUCUACUUAAACUCCAAGAGGAAUACAAAAGGAAAGAAGCUGAACUUGAAAAAAUCAAAGAUGACAAGUUACAGGUGGAAAAAAUGUUGGACAAUCUUAAAGAAAAGGAAAGCUGUGCGUCUAGACUGUGUGCAUCGAGCCAGGAUAGUGACUACCCUCUGGAGAAGACCCUGAACAGCUGUCCUAUCAAAUCUGAACGCGAAGCACUGCUAGUGGGGAUUAUCUCCACAUUCCUUCAUGUCCACCCAUUUGGAGCAAGCAUUGAAUAUAUCUGCUCCUACUUGCACCGUCUUGAUAAUAAGAUCUGUACCAGUGAUGUGGAAUGUCUCAUGAGCCGACUCCAGCAUACCUUCAAGCAGGAAAUGACUGGAGUUGGAGCCAGUCUGGAGAAGAGAUGGAAAUUCUGUGGCUUUGAGGGCUUGAAACUGACCUGAAUCCCUUUGCCUGGCAACCUGGGAUCCUGAAAAUAAAAAACUUCUCUUCACAUUAAUGUUGCUACUGGUGAGAGGAAUGAGAGGAGCACUAGGGACUCCAGAGCUGACAUUGUCUUUCCAAUUCCCAGUAGGCCAGUAAGUGAAUAACACGUCAGUGUCUUCUAGAAGGUGCUUGACCAGGUUCACCUUUUAAAAGACAAAGCAUGGUUUGUGGCUUUUUACAAAAUUACUGUGAACGAAAAGUUGACAAAUGUUUCAAAGUUAUUUUCUCUAAUAUAUCAGAUAAAAGGUUUAUUUCAGAAUUUUUUAAAAACUAGAUGUAUUCACAGAAAGCAAGUGUCCAGUAUGACUGGCAUGUGUAUGUGGUAUUCAGAAUCACCUUGUAAAUAGCCUGCUUUUAAAGGAGGGCAUGUUUAGUUUUCUAUGAAUUAAAACACACGUGUGUGCUCACACACACACACACACACACACACAUUAGCAGAAGGGAUUUAUUUUGAUAUGCUUCCCCUCUGGUCUUCUUACAAAGUCUGGUGGUCCCUUUUCUUCUGCUGUCAGUGUGUUGAAUUGCAAACCAUGUACUGCUGUAAAUACUAUGUUUACUUCAUGCUGAAUGUCUGCAAAGAGUUGAUAUGAGUAUUAAUAGAAAAUUCCUGGUAAUGAAUAAAGAGUAGGCUAGGGUGUGUGAAGCUUUGCACAAAUAGGUCGGCUCCACCCGGAGUGCUAAGAACUGGGACCCCUCUAGUUCUUCGGUGCCCAUCAGCAGAUUACAAUGGCAGAGUGUGCGUGGACCAGUCAGGAAGUCCUGGUUGAUGGAAAUGGAAAGGAUGAGAACUGGGGACUAAUGUCCUGAGGCAGAGAUGGUCUUUUCUUCUGUGGUGUUGGUGGUGCUUGUAAUAACAUAAGCAUGCCCUCCCUUGAGUCUUGAUUGAAAAUAAGUGAAUGUACUAAGCAAAGCCAGUGAAGGGUAUUUCACAAAAAUACUAUGUAAAUCAGAUGUCAGUAGUGUUCAAAGUUGUAUUUUUUAAAGAUAAAUAUUCCUUUUUUAUACCUCAGUUUGGUGUCCUGUUUUGAAUUGCUUGCUCUCUAAGUAAUCCUUUAGUAAAUCAUCUCAAUUUCUUCCCUUGAGUUACCAGAAUAUUGGAAGAAGAUGCUAAACACCUUCUGCUUUGACAGCUAGAAACAGGAUUCCACAGCAGCCCAUUCAUGCUGAAAGCUGGCUUCCCCCUAAGCAACCAGCUGUGGCACCAGCAGGAAGCGAGGGUUAUUUUUACAGUAGCUUCCUCACUGAAGCAUCUCUGUCAUCAGCGCUACAGAAGGCUUUGAUUCAUCAGUCUCAGGGGUCGUGCAAUGCCUUGUUUUAAUAACACCUAUGAAAUCAGGGGAAAUUUGCCACUUAUCAAUGAUUUCUUAUUUAAAUAAGUUAAAUAAAAUGCAUUUAAAGCAACAACUGCCACACCCAGGCCCUUUGCUCUCCUUCACUUGAUCUACUUGUAGUACAAAUGCUCUCUUCCUAUUAUUCCUGCCAACUUAGUCCAGGUGUACUUCUCCCAGCCUGCUUGAAUAUACUAGUUGUAAUGGUGAAUUUUGUGUGUCAAGUUGGCUACACUGUAGUGCCCUGUUGCUUGGUUGAAUACCAGUCUAGAUGUUGCUGUGAAGGUAUUUUUGAGAUGUGAUCAACAUUUAAACCAGUAGACUUUGAGUG
Messenger RNA from Kogia breviceps (pygmy sperm whale), 3713 nucleotides. RefSeq names its product ecto-NOX disulfide-thiol exchanger 2 (gene ENOX2). Gene Ontology annotation, cellular component: external side of plasma membrane; plasma membrane. Gene Ontology annotation, molecular function: RNA binding; oxidoreductase activity. Lineage: Eukaryota; Metazoa; Chordata; Mammalia; Artiodactyla; Physeteridae. Gene Ontology annotation, biological process: ultradian rhythm. The record is from RefSeq and is a predicted model, not a curated record.